This is a messenger RNA of Phoenix dactylifera (date palm), 3025 nucleotides long. RefSeq lists its product as uncharacterized. Lineage: Eukaryota; Viridiplantae; Streptophyta; Magnoliopsida; Arecales; Arecaceae. Gene Ontology annotation, biological process: mRNA splicing, via spliceosome. Gene Ontology annotation, molecular function: mRNA binding; U1 snRNA binding. Gene Ontology annotation, cellular component: precatalytic spliceosome; U2-type prespliceosome; U1 snRNP. The record is from RefSeq and is a predicted model, not a curated record.
UGGCAUAUCCGCGUUGGCCUGGAGAUUGGGCGGUGACGGGAUCCACUCAUCUAAAUUUUGUGCCAUUAGCUUCCCUUUUCCUCCAUUUCCAAAAAGAGGAGAGCUUCUCGAAACACCACUGAGAAUUUUAGGGCGCCCCCAAAAAGUCAUUUCCCUCAAUAUUUCUUGCCUUAAUCUCACUCAUAGAGAUCGAAAGGGAGGGAUGGAUUUUGGUUCACCCGAUAAGAGUUUAGAAGAGACCAGCAAAGAGGAAGGGCCUCCAUAUAUUGGAGAGCUAGACCUUAACUUACUUGGCAACAAGGAUGAAAAGGGUGGAAAGAGUUUUCAAGAUGAAACUGAAGCAUUGGAUGAUAACAUGCAAGGUCAUGCAUAUCAGGAGCAAGCUGGAUCACCUCUUUUACCUGGUAAUUCAGCUGUUCUAUCAUCUUCCUCAAAGAAAGCUGAAGAAUCUUGCUUGCCAAUUGAGCCAGAUAUGCAAGAUGACAACAUGGAGAGGAAAAUUUCAGACUAUACUGAUGAGGGAUUGAUGUCCACAGUUGAGGAUUAUGAAAACCAUGAUAAAAUGCAAGGGGCUGACCAUGUCGAUAUUUCAGGUGAACAGCUUGAUACCAGUGUUAAUAAACUAUCAAAUGAACCGGAACGUAGAGAUUCUUAUCCAUGCUUUGAUAAGCCUGUUUUAUCAGCUGAUCAAAAUGAUAAUUCUUAUGAAGAAGUAGAUAAUGGAACCUAUGACUAUCAAAGUGCAAAGUCACCAUCUUUGAUUGCCACAGAGAAUGGAGAUGUUGGAAACAUAUCGGGGGAUUCUCAAUCUGGAAAGUUUGAGCUUAGCAAUGAGGAGAUGGAUCAUGAGAACUUUAGUCAUGAUACUAAAAUGAAGGAAGGCGACUACCCUGAGGAGAUGGUAGCUUCCGAUAAUAGCGGGAUGGUAAGAGAGUGCUCUGGUCUGCAUUCUCCAAAAAUGCGAAAUGGUACAUCAUCACCAGAGAGAAAUCUGUCUGAUUCUAUGGAAAGGUCUCCCUACAGCAAGCCAUCAGCAAGGCAAGAGCCUCUCCCUCCUAAAAAUAACGACAAGAAAUCAACUCCUUCUCCAAGUCCAUCUAAAAGGAAACAUUCACCUUCUCCAGAAAAGCAUGGUGUGGGUCCCAAGAGAGCUUCUUCACAUGAUUGUCUAUCUCCACCUGUAAGACAGAGAUCUCCUCCAGGAAGGCCAGCACGACGAGAUUCUCAUCACAGAGAUGAUUCUCCGAGAAAACGCUUGUCUGUGUCACCUCGAAGGCGAGAUUCACAGCGAAGGAGGGAUAGGUCUGCAUCUCGAUCGCCUGUGAGGAGGAGGGAUUCUUCUCGAUCCAGAAGAGACCACCAUGGUAAAUCUCGAUCAAGGUCUCCCUAUGCAAGGGAUCGUUAUCAAAGAUCACCAAGGAGAAGGCAUUCUCCAAGGCGCAGAUCUCCUCCACCAAGUUAUUAUUCUCGUCGUCGCUCUCCAAAGAGGCCUUGGUCGCCACCUCCAAACCGCAACACUGGAAUUGGCAGGCCUGGAAGGAAUUUAUUUGUUGCAGGUUUCAGCUAUGUCACUACUGAGAGAGAUUUGGAGAAGAAAUUCUCAAGGUUUGGACGCGUAACAGAUGUUCGGAUAGUUCGGGAUAAAAGAUCAGGGGAUUCUCGUGGCUUUGGAUUUUUGUCCUUGGAAAGGGAUGAGGAUGCUGAUGCUGCAAUACGUGCUCUUGAUCAGACAGAGUGGAAUGGUAGAAUUGUUCUGGUGGAGAAAUCAAAGACAUCUGCUCGUUAAACCUUCCAUCUUGGAUUUUACCAUACUUGGAGAGAGAGGGAGAUAGCUGUUUGUCAGCUCUAUGUCAUACCAAUAUUCCUUUCAGCCAUAUGACAUUGAUUGUAAGGAUACGGCAAGUAUUACUUGAAACUAGACUCUUGAUGCUGUAUAAGGUCUAUCUUUGCUUGAUUAAUAUAGACUAAUUUCGACAGAUUUCAAAUAAUCUUGGUUGUUUUGCGUAUCUGUUUACAAAAGUGAAUUAUGUGUAUAAAUGAGGGCACUUGUUUCCUUCAGAUGGUAGCUCAUGUAAAAUCUUCUUUCAGGGUUCAGCAGCAGUUAGAAAUGAAAGUUAUUGUACCUUUCUUGUUUGUCUGGGAACCUCUUCCUUAAACAGUACCAUGCAUUACAAACAUUGUACAUGAUUUGAACUGCCAACUCGAAACAGAUUAUCGUGGGGCAUCCUGCUUCUAUAAUAUAAUAUCCAGUGCUUCUGUCAUCACUUGCGUGAAUUGGCUUGAAGAGUGUAUUGGUGAAGACAUACAUUUUUGCAGCAUGAAUUUCUAAUCAAUAUUUAUGUGACUCAUCCUAUGUUUUAGUAGAUAUUUCUUUUGUUCUUCAGGUUAUGUUUAAAUUAGUCAAGUCAAGCUUGGUGUCUUGUACCCUUCUUUGUUUUGGGCACACAAAUGCACCCCAAAUGUUUUAUCUCAACCAUGGUGUCUUCCCCCACCUGACCGUGGUCAAGUUUGUGUGCACUUUCGGUUCCCUAGCAUGGUUUCUGAAGCUUGCCUGCAUGAAACAUCAGCUAACUCAGUUAUCCGAGCUUAUGGUGAAGAUAUGCUUUUCUGCAUCUUGAUUCUUUAACAUCUAUUGGUUUUUGUAAGCACAUCACAUAUUUUGGAGAUUUUCUUUUGCUGCAGGGUUGUACUCGUACAUAACAAUACCAUAUUAUCAAGCCUGAUGACCCGAACCUUACUUUUGUUCAAGCACCGUUAUCAUCUCGAAAUAUCAGUAUUAUGUAGUACCAGUCAUGGUUUCAAAACCAAGCAUUGUGGAGAUAAGUUACCAUUUUAAUCUGGAUAGCUAAUCUUGUAAACUGGCAUGAGAAUGUGUCAGUUGGUUGAGCAGUGCUUGGUCCAAACAUUUUUUAGGAUCUUAAGCCCAACAAGUAUAUCUUCUGAGGGUUUCUUUAGAAUGGAACGGUACCUUGUAGAGCUUGGCAGAGCUAAACUCAUUUUAAGAGAUAAUUUCUGAUAUUCAUGG